This is a messenger RNA of Postia placenta MAD-698-R-SB12, 444 nucleotides long. RefSeq lists its product as hypothetical. The transcript has 4 exons. Gene Ontology annotation, biological process: translation. Gene Ontology annotation, molecular function: structural constituent of ribosome. The record is from RefSeq and is a predicted model, not a curated record. NCBI's taxonomy places the organism in Eukaryota, Fungi, Basidiomycota, Agaricomycetes, Polyporales, Adustoporiaceae. Gene Ontology annotation, cellular component: ribosome; cytosolic large ribosomal subunit. Bases 1 to 444 code for a protein of 147 amino acids.
AUGCCUACACGGUUCUCAAACACUCGCAAGCACCGCGGUCACGUCUCAGCCGGUCAUGGACGUGUAGGCAAGCACCGCAAGCAUCCCGGAGGUCGCGGUCUCGCUGGUGGUAUGCAACACCACCGAUCCAACUUCGAUAAGUACCAUCCUGGUUACUUCGGUAAAGUUGGUAUGCGUCGCUACCAUCUUACGCGCAAUCUCCAAUGGUCGCCAAUCAUCAACGUCGACAAGCUCUGGACACUUGUACCUGCAGAGGAGAAGGAGGGCCUGACGGAGGACUCAGAGGUUGUUCCCGUGAUCGACAUCCUGCGUCACGGCUACGCCAAGAUUUUGGGCAACGGACAAUUGCCCAAGCUGCCUUUCAUUGUAAAAGCACGUUUCGUCUCGGCCAAGGCGGAGCACAAGAUCAAGGAGGCUGGCGGCGUUGUGAAGUUGAUUGCAUGA